GGCGGCCCUUCCUGCUCACUAGUCACUGUACUGACUGAUGCACUGUGAUGUACGAGUGAAUGAGUGCAGGCGGUGCAGCAGACACUUCAACGCAGAAAUGUUCCACUGUGACCUGCAGGCAGAGUUAACAACGAAGUGUGGAAGCUGUGGGCCCGGAUACAAAACUCCUUUGGACGCCAUGAGAGGCCCCAGAGAGGAGAUUGUCUAUGUGCCCUGCAUCUACCGCAACACUGACAUCCAGAAACCGGAUUACCUGGCCACUGUGGACGUGGACCCCUCUUCUGCCACCUACUGUCAGGUGAUCCACCGCCUGCCCAUGCCCAACCUGCGGGACGAGCUCCACCACUCGGGCUGGAACGCCUGCAGCAGUUGCCACGGCGACGCCACCAAGCGGCGCGACCGGCUCAUCCUGCCCGCGCUCAUCUCCUCCCGCGUCUACGUCGUGGACGUGGGCACCGACGCCCGCGCUCCCCGGCUGCACAAGAUAGUGGAGCCCACUGACCUGUACUGGAGGUGCGGCCUGGCGAACCCCCACACCUCGCACUGCCUGGGCAGCGGCCAGGUCAUGAUCAGCUGCAUGGGAGACCCCUCGGGCAAUGGCAAGGGAGGGUUCGUGCUGCUGGACGGGGAGACCUUCGAGGUGAUUGGGAACUGGGAGCAGCCGGGAGACGCCGCCCCCUUCGGCUACGAUUUUUGGUACCAGCCGCGGCACAACGUCUUGAUCAGCACGGAGUGGGGCGCCCCCAAGGCCCUGGCCAAUGGCUUCAACCCCGAAGACGUCAAAGCGGGGCUUUAUGGGCGGCGGCUCAACGUGUGGGACUGGACGACGCACAGGAGGGUGCAGUCCCUGGACCUGGGGGAGGAGGGCGCCAUCCCGCUGGAGGUCCGCUUCCUGCACGACCCGGCCGCGCCGCAGGGCUUCGUGGGCUGCGCCCUCCACGCCGCCGUCUUCCGCUUCUACAAGACGCAGAAGGGAGACUGGGCAGCAGAGAAGGUCAUCAAAGUCCCCAAUAAGAAGGUGGAAGGAUGGAUUCUACCAGAGAUGCCAGGACUCAUCACCGACAUCCUGAUCUCCCUGGAUGACCGCUUCCUGUACUUCAGUAACUGGCUGCAUGGGGACAUCCGCCAGUACGACAUCACCAACCCCAGGGAGCCCAGGCUCGUGGGCCAGGUGUUUCUGGGGGGCAGCAUCGUGGGUGAUGGACCUGUUAGAGUACUGGAGGACAAAGAGCUGGAAAAACAGCCGCCCCCUCGUGUGGUCAAGGGCAAGCAGGUCCAGGGCGGGCCGCAGAUGAUCCAGCUGAGCCUGGACGGGAGGAGGCUGUACGUGACCACCUCGCUGUACAGCGGCUGGGACAAGCAGUUCUACCCCAGCAUGGUCAAGGAGGGGUCGGUCAUGCUGCAGGUGGACGUGGACACGGUCAAGGGCGGCCUCACGCUGAACGAGAACUUCCUGGUCGACUUUGGCCGGGAGCCGGACGGCCCGGUUCUGGCCCACGAGGUCCGCUACCCGGGAGGUGACUGCAGCUCGGACAUCUGGCUGUGAGGCUGCUCGCCGCUCGCUGCCCCGAACGCCAGCAUUCCCAUCCUCCUCCGUGCCUCGCUGACGUCAGCCGGAGACGUGGAUCUCCACAAGGGCUUCUCCACCCAGGAGCCUCUCCGUCUCCCCGGGUUUUUAUCCUUCCAGCUGAGCUCUCAAUCACAUCAUCAUCGCAUCGAUAACACGCUUAACACUUCUGUGAGCAAAGCAAAUCACACCGUAAAACCCUUUAAUGCAUGUAGAUCACCAUACACAGAUCUGCCAAAUCUCAGAUGUUCUGCAUUAUUCUGCUAUUUUCACUUUGUUAUUUCCAUCUUUAUACACAAACACAAUUCUUUAGCAAUCUGCAGGAAAUAAAGCCAUUUAGGUUUGAGUUAAUAGUCAAUCCUCGCAGAUCUGAGUUCUGUAGUACAAAAGUAACCUCUGAGCUUUAUAGGCCAGUCGAGUUGGACAAAUGUUAGUGAUGAUGAGGACGAAUCUGAUUGAUUACCUGCUAUGUUUCGCUUCGGCUGCUCUUAUACAGUUGGCCAUGAUUGGGUUUUUGAUCAAAGGUCUUUGAUCCUGUUUUUAAAGACUGAUCACAGGGAAUUAGACAUUGCUAAAUGCCAAGCCUGGUUCCUUCUGAGCCAAGCAAAGGUGUAUAAAUAGGAAUUGUUAUAAUCAAUUAGAAAUGCGCUAGUAAGUGGUUGAUGCUUAUAAUCACUUGUGGUUGGCUUGGACUGCCGCCCAGCAGUGUAUAUUGCACCCAGAAGGAGGUGGAACGAAUGGAUGAUACUGUAUUUCUGGGAUCAGGAUGACAUUCCAGUGUUUGUUGAGACACCUUUUAGUAAAUCCAAACUUGUUAUGAAAGGUACCAUUUCCAGCUACGUUUUAAACUAAUUAAAACAUAAUUGCAUUUAAGAUGAUUAAUUAAAAUGUGGGCUUAGUCAGGGAUUCCAACGAAAUGCCCAGGAGCUCAGCUGGAGUUAAAUCCCUGUUGGAACGAUCCUAGUCUGUAGAUUCCAGUACAAAUCACAUUCCAUUGCCAUAUUUCUAUAACAGUCUGUUCUUUAUAUCCUCGUCUUUCCUUGUCCUGUUCAACCCUUUCUUUACUGGAUCACAGGCGGAGGUAUUUAAUCCACCUCCGAACACGUCAUCAGAUUUUCCUUCCAGUUCUGCUGCAGGUGCACAACAUCCCUGGUGUUCUGCAUUUUCCAUGAUCGUUUUUCCAGCCACGUGCUUUCCUUUCAAAAUGAAGUUUUAUUUCUUGUCAUUUAGUUCCAUUGUAGCAGACCCUAUUAACUGUACCUGGUAGAAUCUUUAUGAUUAUUUCCUAUAAUUCUGCAGCAAUGCACUUGUUAAUGUAGUGUGUGCAAUACAUCUGUUCUGUUUGAAAAAAAUAUCGUCAGCCGUCUUCAUUCUACAACUGGUGAAAAUUAAAUAGUAGUUUUAAAUGUU
Lepisosteus oculatus (spotted gar) is the source of this 2977-nucleotide messenger RNA. The record is from RefSeq and is a predicted model, not a curated record. Lineage: Eukaryota; Metazoa; Chordata; Actinopteri; Semionotiformes; Lepisosteidae.